CUUCUAAACAAAUUCAAUCCAAAAUCGUCCGCGAGCAAUGUCCGUUUCGUGUUUUUCUUUUUUCAGAUUUUCACUGUUUUUCUAAUCUUACCGAUAAAGUCAAGAAGUUGGCCUUGUUUUUCGGUUUAUUUCGCCAGUUUCUUCAGCAGCAAUGAGGCUUAUUGAAAAAGUAUUCAACCCCACCGGUAAAUCCCACAUUGGAACGUUGAUUUUCUUUCACGGAUCUGGUGACACCGGAAGGGGGCUAACCGAAUGGAUCCGUUUUCUGCUGGGUCGGGAUCUGGAGUUUCCGCACAUAAAGGUCAUCAUUCCAACGGCACCGGUCCAGCCGUACACUCCGAUGGGUGGAGAGAAUUCGAACGUUUGGUUCAACCGGAAGCGCAUUGAAAUGGACUGUCCGGAGAUUCGGACAUCACUGGCAUCGAUCUACGAUACGGUCAACGAGAUACUGAAGCGUGAAAUCGCGCAAGGUGUCCCUGCUGAACGGAUCAUUGUUGGUGGAUUUUCAAUGGGAGGUGCCUUGGCACUACAUACAGCUUAUCACUUAAAUCGAGAUUUAGCUGGAGUGUUCGCAAUUUCUUCCUUCCUCAACACCGGAUCCAUUGUGUAUGAUUCGGUGGGAUCGAUUACCGAAGGUGAAAAGCUUCCUGAUCUGUUGAUGUUCCAUGGUGAAAGAGACACUUUGGUGCCGUUAGAAUGGGGCCAAACGACAUUCGACGAGCUGGCCAAGCUCGGCGUUCGGGGUCAGUUUGUACCCCAUCGAAAUGCGUUGCACGAAAUCAAGAAGGAUCAGUUGUUAAGGAUUGUUGAUUGGACACAAAAGCUGAUUCCCCUACCCGCAGAUGAAGUCAGCAAACAAUCUAAAGGAAAAUUGUAAAGCAGUUGAACAAUAACUGUUUAUAAUUAUAGUCAAGCUAAGCUGUCAUCCAAUUAGGUAUGUACUACCGUCGAUCGGUUGAAUGAAGAGUAUUUGAGCAAACCUCUUUUAUCACCAGACACUGCGACGUGAAAUAGGUAAUUGUGCAACAUUGUUAACAGGUGUUAUCAGUUUUUUUUAUUUUGAGCACGGCAUCAUCCGGUGGAAUGAAUAUUAUCUCGGACAACAAAGCCAAUUGCUGAGCAAAUAUAGUACUGAUGAUUGUGCUAUUUUCUAACAA
Uranotaenia lowii is the source of this 1157-nucleotide messenger RNA. Its product is annotated as lysophospholipase-like protein 1. The transcript is spliced from 4 exons. Lineage: Eukaryota; Metazoa; Arthropoda; Insecta; Diptera; Culicidae. The record is from RefSeq and is a predicted model, not a curated record. Gene Ontology annotation, cellular component: cytoplasm. Gene Ontology annotation, biological process: protein depalmitoylation. Gene Ontology annotation, molecular function: palmitoyl-(protein) hydrolase activity; carboxylic ester hydrolase activity. The coding region runs from base 152 to 877 and encodes 241 amino acids.